AUGUCAUCUAGGAAUGACACCAGAUAUGACCGAGUGGAGGCUUUUCAUAUUCUUCUCUUUUACUGCUUAGUUCUGAGAGUGAAUACCAUGAUUGAUAUUCAUAGAAAGCACUGUACACUAGAAGUAUCUACCUGCCUCCAUCUCUCUCUGGUUCUGAGGCAGGUGGCCGGCAUUCACAAGAAGGUGGCCCGGACCAUCGGCAUUUCUGUGGAUCCGAGGAGGCGGAACAAGUCCACGGAGUCCCUGCAGGCCAACGUGCAGCGGCUGAAGGACUACCGCUCCAAACUCAUCCUCUUCCCCAGGAAGACCUCGGCCCCCAAGAAGGGAGACAGUUCUCAGGCUGAAGAACUGAAACUGGCCACCCAGCUGACAGGACCAGUCAUGCCCAUCCGGAAUGUCUAUAAGAGGGAGAAAGCUCGAGUCAUCACCGAGGAGGAGAAGAAUUUCAAAGCCUUCGCUAGUCUCCGCAUGGCCCGUGCCAACGCCGGGCUUUUCGGCAUACGGGCAAAAAGAGCCAAGUAAGCCGCAGAGCAGGAUGUUGAAAAGAAAAAAUAAAGCCCUCCUGGGGACUUGGAAUUAAAUAAAUAAAUAAAUAAAUA
Molecule: messenger RNA, 599 nt
Organism: Symphalangus syndactylus (siamang)
Lineage: Eukaryota; Metazoa; Chordata; Mammalia; Primates; Hylobatidae
Product: large ribosomal subunit protein eL13-like
Biological process (GO): translation
Cellular component (GO): cytosolic large ribosomal subunit; ribosome
Molecular function (GO): RNA binding; structural constituent of ribosome
Source: RefSeq, a predicted model, not a curated record